AUGUCGGUGAAUUAUAUAGCCAACGUCCCAAAGUUGAAGGGUCGUGAAAACUAUGACGACUGGUGUUUUGCGGUGCAAAAUGUUUUGGUGCUAGAAAACAUGGCGGAUAAAAUCAAGACACAGCUAUCAGCAUCGGCGUCUGCGAGUGAUAUUGAAAGUGAUGCUAAGGCCAAGGCAAAAUUGAUAUUAACAAUCGAUACAUCUUUAUAUGUUCAUAUCAAGCAGGCAGCUACGGCAUAUGAUUUAUGGUCUACGCUUAAACAUAUGUAUGAUGAUUCCGGCUACAUGAGGAAGAUUAGUCUACUGAGAAAUCUCAUUAACAUUCGGUUAGAAAACUGUGAGUCAAUGGCACAGUAUGUUACUCAAAUUGUAGAAACGGGCCAGCGACUUCGAGGAACAGGAUUCAGUAUAACUGAUGAGUGGAUUGGAGCAUUAAUGUUAGCGGGAUUGACAGAAAAAUAUGCGCCUAUGAUAAUGGCCAUUGAGCAUUCUGGAAUAGAGGUUAGUGCAGAUAUUGUAAAAACAAAAUUGAUAGACAUGUGUGCUGAUGAUUAUGUUGGUACUACAUCCGGUUCGGAAAGUGCAUUUAUUGCGAAAGGAAGACAUAGAUUGAAAAGUGGCAAUACUAAAAGCGGCCAUAUUAAUAGACAAUCAGAUAUGACGCAACCUAUCAAGGUUAUAAAAUGCUAUAAGUGCAAGAAAAUUGGCCACUUCAAAAACCAAUGUCCUGAAGUUAAAGAAAAGCAAGUAAACGCAUUUAGUGCUGCAUUUUUUAAUAGUGAAUUUAAUAAGGAUGAUUGGUAUAUUGACUCAGGGGCUAGUACUCAUAUGACAUCAUGCAGAGAAAAUUUAUUGGAAGUGAGAAAAGUACACGAUAUGAAGGAAAUUAUUGUUGCAAAUAAUAUGACUGUGCCAGUUGUGUGUGCCGGGAAUACACAGAUAACUACGCUUGUGAAUAAUUCUCAGUUUGACAUUAAAGUGAACAACAUUUUGUACAUACCUAACCUGACCACAAACCUAUUAUCAGUAAGCCAGCUAAUAGCAAAAGGAAACAAAGUUAUUUUCAAAAGUGAUGUGUGUUAUAUACAUAAUCAACGGAAUGAGCUUAUUGGAAUAGCAAAUUUAAAGAAUGGUGUGUAUAAGUUGAAUACAGUUAAGUCAGAGAAAGUGUUGGCCGCAGCAGUUCAAAUUACAGAUGCAAAACAGUGGCAUAGGAGAUUAGGUCAUAUUAACAGUAAUGAUUUGCAGAAGAUGAAAAAUGGUGCUGUAGAUGGCAUAUCAUUUGAUAUGAAGGCUGAUAUUCAGAAAAUAAACUGCCAGAAGACAAACCCAUAUACUCCGGAGCAGAAUGGUGUCAGCGAGAGAUUCAACAGGACAAUUGUUGAACGUUCAAGAUGUUUAUUGUUCGAGGCCAAACUGGAUAAAAGUUAUUGGGCAGAAGCAGUUAACACGGCAGUAUACUUGAAAAAUAGAUCGCCAGCUUCAGGUUUGGACCAAAAGACACCGAUUGAAGUAUGGACAGGACAUAAACCUGACCUCAGUCAUGUCAGAAUAUUUGGGAGCCCUGUAAUGAUGCAUGUUCCUAAAAAUAAAAGAUUUAAGUGGGACAAGAAAGCAGUUAAAUACAUAUUAGUGGGAUACUCGGAAAAUGUGAAAGGUUACCGAUUAUACAACCCAGAAACUAGAAAGAUAUGUACCAGUAGAGAUGUCAUUAUAAUGGAGCAAGAUACUACUGAGAUAGAAAUAAACGAAGGACAGAUAAAAGAACAGCAAUCAGUAGAAGAGGAAAGUUCUAUGAUAGAAAAUGAAUCAGAAUCUUGGGCUGAAGACAUAAGUUAUAAUGAAGCUACCAACGGUCCAGAGAAAGACAAGUGGCAGCAGGCUAUGUCUGAUGAACUUCAAGCAUUUGAGGAUAACCAAGCCUGGGAGAUUGUCAGUCAAGAUGAGGCAGAUAGAGUAGUACAAUGCAAAUGGGUGUUCAAGAAAAAGCCAGAAAACAAUAACAGUGUCAGGUAUAGAGCAAGACUUGUGGCGAAAGGUUACACUCAACAGCACGGAGUAGAUUUUAAUGAGACCUACUCACCUGUUCUCAGGUACUCUACACUUAGAUUAUUGUUUGCAAUAAGUGUAAAAUAUAAUUUUGAAAUCACUCAUCUUGAUGUAGUUACAGCAUUUUUAAAUGGUUUUUUAACAGAAAAUGUAUACAUGCAAGCACCUGCUAAUUUAAAUUGUCCGAGUAAUUGUGUUCUUAAACUUAAAAAGGCAGUUUAUGGUUUGAAGCAGUCUGCUAGGGCAUGGAAUGCUAGAAUAAACGAUUUUUUGAUAGAUUUAGAUUAUAAAAAGUCAGUAUCAGAACCAUGUUUAUACAGUAAAAAAUGUAAGAAUGAGCAGAUUAUCAUUGCAAUAUUUGUUGAUGAUUUCUUUAUUUUUUCUAAUUGUAAAACUAUGACUAAUGAUCUUAAGAAAAAACUUAUGUCUAAAUUUAAAAUUAAAGACUUAGGUCAAAUUAAAAGGUGUUUAGGCAUGAGAGUGAAAUGUGAAAAUAACUGUAUAUCUAUUGAUCAGGAACAAUUUGUAAAACAAAUUCUUAAAAAGUUUUAUAUGACUGAUUGUAAUACUAAAGAUACUCCUAUGGAAUGUAAUUUGAAAUUAGAAAAGGCAGAAUGUGUUGACAAACAGUUUCCCUAUCCACAGCUUAUAGGAAAUCUUAUGUAUUUGUCAGUAUUAACACGUCCAGAUAUAUCAUAUAGUGUGAGCUACCUUAGCCAGUUUAAUAAUUGUUUUAGUUCAGUUCAUUGGCAUCAUGUGAAAAGAAUUUUAAAAUAUUUGCAAAAAACUAAAUCUUAUGGUUUGAAGUUUACUAAAGAUACCUGUAAUUUAGAAGGUUUUGUAGAUGCUGAUUGGGCGUCGAAUACUGUAGAUAGGAAAUCCUACACAGGAUUUUGUUUUAAAUUGUCAGGCUGUGUGAUAUCCUAUGAAUGUAGGAAGCAACAAACGGUAGCUUUGUCAAGUACCGAGGCCGAAUACAUGGCCAUUGCUGAAGCAUGUAAAGAGGCAAUAUAUUUAAAAAGUCUUAUAUCAGAUAUUAUUGGUUGUAACUAUACUGUAGUAAUUUACAAUGAUAACCAGGGAGCCAAAAAGUUGACAGAGAAUCCUUUGUUUCACAAACGAACUAAACAUAUAGAUGUUCGCUACCACUUCAUACGUGAAGCAGUCUCUAAUAGCCUUAUUAAAAUUGAAUAUCUUUCAACAUCUGAGAUGCCUGCUGAUAUAUUAACGAAAAGUUUGAGUGCUGCCAAACAUAACUAUCUUAUAAAAUUAUUAGGAAUUCAAAAUGUUUAA
Molecule: messenger RNA, 3342 nt
Organism: Pieris macdunnoughi
Lineage: Eukaryota; Metazoa; Arthropoda; Insecta; Lepidoptera; Pieridae
Source: the annotation of a GenBank genome assembly